Molecule: messenger RNA, 3157 nt
Organism: Caenorhabditis elegans
Lineage: Eukaryota; Metazoa; Nematoda; Chromadorea; Rhabditida; Rhabditidae
Gene: C13E3.1
Product: Separase
Exons: 11
Coding region: 50-2953 (967 amino acids)
Source: RefSeq, marked reviewed
AUCUCAAAUUUGCAGCUUGUGGUUACCCGCCAUCGUCCGUUGUGCCGACAUGGAGUGGUUCGGUUGGCUCAAGCGGGUGAAACCUGUGGGCAAGAAAUUUCUCCGAAUAUGUGCAAAUCCGGAGAACGAGUUGGUGGAGUUGGUAAAGAAAGGGAGAAGCGCGUCGUACACAAAGUGCGAGCUCGAUUGCACAAGUCUGUUGAAGGUGUUGCACAUUUUUACUGCCUUGAUGGCGGCUGGGAAAAGAAACGCAGCAGCAGAAUUGUGCAGAACAAUUGCAGAUAAAUGUUUCAAUCAAAAUGCAGAAAAUCCAUACCGCCUGUUAUUUCUAUCGUUUGCCAUGAUGGCAGAAUGCGAGGAGAAAUUCUACGAUAUGAACAUUUCUCCACAAAAUAAAGAAGAUAUUUCACUUAAACUACGCUAUUCAUUAUGCCAGCAAGCUUUUUCUGGAAUAAUGGAAAUGGAACCAACGAUCUUCAAAAUUUCGGAACUGCUCACAUUGUCUGAAGAGUUUGCACAUUUUUCAUGCUUUCGGCAAUGUCAUGUAAAUUUGUUGAAGAAUCUUUCUGAAAUUGAUGAGGACGAAAAUGUCGACUGGUUUGACAGAGUCAAGGUUCUGGAUUCGAAUAUUUUGUCAUUGAUCAAUGAAAGUGACAUUGCUGCCCGGCUAUGCGAAACUGACAAAGAGAAAAAAGAGUUUCAACAAAACCUUCUACGACUUCCUCCGUCAUCUCUUGAGCAGAACGAUCAGUAUUGUUUUUCUUGGUUCAAUCAGCUUCAUCUGCGAGAAAUUUAUGUCAGAUCAACCGCUGCAAUCGAAGUUUUGAAGUCCGAUGAAGCUUUCAAAACAUUUUCUUCUAGUGCGUCAUAUUUGCCAAGAUCUUUACUAAAAAGGAAACAAGCGCCGAAAAUGCACCGAAGACGGUUACAAGCCCGAAAUCCAGAAAUGGAAGCAGAAGAAAAAGCAAAAAGAAUUUCAUUUGGAGAAGAUUCAGGAGUCUUGGCCGACGCUAAUAUGCUGAUUAUGAGGAAAGGCUCGAAGUCUAUUGUGUGCCGACGGAGAAGCAACAUUCAAAUAAACUUCGGAACAGAAGUGGAUGAUUUGAACUACAAUAGUCCUAUUUUUGAAGGAGAAAAAUCUUUCACUGACAAGAAUGCGGAAAAUGUUAAAGAACGAUCUUUCCAACGGAAAGAAAGAGAAAAGAAUUACAACACUGGGGGAGCAAUCGACUGUAGAAAACGAAUGCCAGAUGGUGUCAGAAAAAAGAUUCGAAUUAUUCUUAGAAAUAUGAUGGCAGACGGAAGGGAAAUUCAGAAGCAGGACGUUCUUGAAGAUGAAAUUCUCAACAAAGCAUUUCCGGUCACAGAUGAUGAAUUCAGUGACGAUGAAACUGCUCCAAAACCAUUUUUUCGCACCGAAACUUUAGAAACAAUACAGAAAAAGAAAAUGCGAAAAUUAGGAUGGAUUGAUUCAAACAUUGAAUCUAAGCAUGUUCUAUGGUGGAACAACGCUAAGGAUGAGCUACUAACUGCUAGAGCAAUAGCCAAUCAUUGUGUAAAAAUUACCGGAGACAGCAGUGAACCAUUUGCCACGUUUGAAGAAUAUUUAGGAAAAUUUGAGAAUGGCGGAAAGCUUCGAGACAGGAUGUCGGAGUCAAGAAGGGAAACGAAUAGCAGAGUAUUUGACGUUAAGAAAGAGAGUGGUGCUGAUGACGGGAUGCUUCUAACAAUGCCGUCAUCUGACUCAUUUAAAGAAUACAAAAUAAAUAAUAGAAGAAGUUACGAAUCGGUUGGAUUAAACUCACUUUUGCUUCAAAAUAUGAGGAGGAGGUGUAUUGAUGAAUUGUUAAUGCUAAUUAUGAUCAUGAAGGGUCAGCAACAAUUGCAAGAUGGCAACGUUGUCCGGUGCCUUGCAUACUUGAUGCUAAUUGAGUACAAACUUGCCGUUUUUGCUGAAACUACUGGAUUGGAAAUAUCAAAUAACAGAAGUUUCUAUGAGUACCUUAAAAAUCUUUACAAACAUCUACUUGCCAAGUUUCGACUCUACUCAACCGAUGUAUUCGGUGUCAGUUGUUUGAAAAAUACAGAAGAAAUGAUAUUGAACGACGAUCACGACAAGUUCGAUUUGAAUACACAGUGCUUUAAGUUUUGUCAAGAAACCAAUGCCUACUUUUUUUGUAUUUGCAUUCGAGGAAAAUUUAUUCAAUUAAGGUCUGAGGAACUGAUGCAUAAUGUUUCAAAGCUAGAUAGAGAAGAAAUAGAACAACAACAUGAAAUUUUCUUUGGUUUGGAUAAGACGAACAAGAACAAUCAUCUCAGCAGUUUUUGGAGAACCGAGUGCAUGCCAAUUGUAUUGGGACUCGUCCACAUGGCAGGGCACAACCUUGUUGAUCAAAUUGACAGCAUGAACCAAACGGAGUCUUCAGAAAUACUCCAUAGUAUGCCAGGAUUGUCACCUCAAACUAAAACUUGGCUGAAACAAGUUACUCGGUAUGGAGUUUUGAAACAAAAAGCUGACAAAGAAGAGAGACGUGUUGAAAAUCGUGCGAACAUGGUUGUCCCUAUGUUGUUCCAGUUGCCGUCAAAAAUCAGUGGCUUGCACAAUACCGAGUACAUGGCGGAUCAAGAAAACCUUGAACCCAUCUACAAAGCCACCACUGAUUUUGUUUGCGGUAAAUACAAUAUUUGGAAGGAAAUGUGUAAAGCCGACAGUGAAAACUUCCGAAAGACAAACACUGACAACGGGUAUUUGCAAGAAUCUAAUUUGACGUUUGUUGGUGAAGCUAUCGAAAAGGAUGUGUAUAUGGUAGCAGUAUACAGAGGUGAAAAAAUAGCAGAAGACCGUGAUCGAAUCGGAUCCCAAAUGCACUUAUUAUGCCGAAAAAUUCGUUCUCAAGCUGGUUUUGUUUCUGUUAAAAGGCGCAAUUGUAGUAAAGAUCUAACUGUUCAAUAGGGUCAAUUGAUGAUAAAAAUACAUGUUUUAAUUGUUAAAGUCUAGUCAUAUUGAUGGUUCCUCGGAGAUUUAAUAUUCCAAAAUACUUGUUUGUACAAUUGUGUAAAUGCGAUAUCAUUUCCCAAUUUCAAUAUGGGUGUCAUGCUAAAAUGGUUUUUUUUUCAAAGCUUUUCCGACUUUUCUUUAUAAACUUUUUUUCACUUU